Saccostrea cuccullata (small rock oyster) is the source of this 3008-nucleotide messenger RNA. Its product is annotated as serine/threonine-protein kinase Nek11-like. Gene Ontology annotation, biological process: protein phosphorylation. Bases 66 to 1652 code for a protein of 528 amino acids. Gene Ontology annotation, molecular function: ATP binding; protein kinase activity. NCBI's taxonomy places the organism in Eukaryota, Metazoa, Mollusca, Bivalvia, Ostreida, Ostreidae. The transcript is spliced from 12 exons. The record is from RefSeq and is a predicted model, not a curated record.
GUGAUUUGGAUUGUAAAAUAAAUGAAUGUGUGAAGAAUAAACAGCAGCUGGAUUCUAAGUUGAUAAUGGACUGGUUUGUUCAACUUUUGUUAGCAGUCCAUUACAUGCAUCAGAGGCGUGUUCUCCAUAGGGAUCUAAAAACCAGAAAUAUUUUUCUUCGACAAAAUAUGAUUAAGAUAGGAGAUUUUGGAAUAUCACGAAUCUUGAUGGGUACCACAGAUUUAGCGUCAACUUUCACAGGAACUCCUUAUUAUAUGAGUCCAGAAGUGUUAAAGCAUGAAGGAUAUAAUUCUAAAUCAGACAUUUGGUCUAUAGGUUGUAUACUAUAUGAGAUGUGUACACUGGAGCAUGCCUUUGAUGGGAAGAGUCUGAUGGCAGUAAUGUAUAAGAUUGUAGAGGGAGAGGUCCCAAAACUACCUGAUAAGUUUGCAGAACUAAACAACGUAUUAAAACUAAUGUUGUCUAAAGAUCCUGAUAAAAGACCUUCAGCUACAGACUUGUUAAAAGUUCCUAUGAUCAAGAACCAUAUUGCGAAACUGUCAAAAGAAUUUCAUGCCAAAAGUCAAGAAAACAGUAGCAGAGAUGCUGAAGAUAUUGCAAAGUUACUCACGGAAAAGUCUUACUUAAGUGACUUAAAGUCCAGGGAGGAGGAGGUGAAAUUAAAAAACUUGCCCCCCAGAGAAAGAAUGAGAUUAAGGAAACUCCAGCAAGCUGAUAUGGAGGCUAAAAGGCUCAGAGAGGUGGCAAAAGUGCAAUUAAAAGAAAAUCAGGAAAGAAACUCCAGAAUACAGAGUACUCUCCAUAAAUCCAGUGUGCCUGCAUGGGCUGGGGGAUCCGGUGAGGGGGAGAUGUUUAAAGCAGCCCUGACAGUGAAGGGAGGGCCUACUAUAGCAGCUGAAGGUCAGAAGAGUCGGUUUGGGUCCCGCACUGCACCCAUUUUGAUUAACGAAGAUGACGAAGAAAGUGAUGAUGAUGCUGACAUAGUCAUGCCCCUUUCCAAAACAUUGACUGUCCCCCGAUCAGUUAGUAAUCCUGAUGAACGACCUAUAACCCCCCUCAAAGAUAAAAUGAUUUAUGACAUCAGAAAUUCUUCACUAGAUUUUAAAGAUGGAAUACCAGAGAACCCUGAACUUGCUGACACCUACUACUCACAGUUUGAUAAUGAUUUCUCUGGAGACGAUUCUGAAUCGGAUGAAGCUGGAGAAACUGUCAUAGAGAGGACAGUAAAAGCCAAUAAAUCUAAGGCAUCUCCUUAUCAGGGUACAGAAAAAUCUAGGGCAUCUUCAAAUCUGGGGACUCUUGUUGAUGAUGAGGACCAGUUAUACAAUAUUAUGCAGGAUGUGUUAGCCAAAGGCGAUGAUGCAGAGUCUACAAUGUCUUUGGCAGAUGACAAGGCAGCUGGUGCAUUUGGACCUGUUGUGCGGGAACAAAAAAUCAAAAACCUGACAAAGGAGUGUAAGAGGAUCUUGGGCGAGGAGGCGUUCCAGAAGGCGUAUGAUUACCUGAAACAGGCACGGUACCUGAAGACUUCCUCAGUGGACUCAGAGGAAACCAUCAUGCAGGGUCUGCGAGAAUUUGUCAAGAACCCCAGUGACUGCUUCCUCGUGGACCAGCUUCUCUUUCUGGAGGAGCAGGCUAAAAUCCCAUUCUGACCCACAGGAUCUCAAAUUCUCACUCUGCAAUGUGUGAUUUUUAACUGAGGCCAAUUCAACUGUCUUCUUGAUCACUGUCUUAAAAGUAUUCACUAUUGUGAAUUUAUCUGAAACAUGGGUUGCCAGAGUGGUAUCAAGAGAAAUGAAUGUUAUACAUUUAUUCUUGCAUCUGUGGAAAAACCAUCUUCCAGACAUCUGGAAAUGACUAUUUAUCAAGAACUUAAGAAGAAAUGUGGUUAUUAACUGUCAUCAGAUGGAGAAAUAGAUGAUGUAGCCGUCCAGAAUGACCUUUGAGUAUGAUGUAACCGUCCAGAAUUACAUUUCAAGCUGUGUCUUGACUCCAUGCAGCUCACAAUAUUAUUGUUUUUAAGUGCUUCAGUUUUAUAUGUACCUGUUCAUUGUUCAAACUAUGUUUGAGCAUCUUUCAUCUGUGAUAUGACACAUAAGAAAGCCAUACAUUCCAAGUGUGUAACAAACUGACAAACCCAUUGUAAACAAACCAUAAUAUUAUAACAGAGUGUAUAAAAGGAUGCAACAAACUGACAACUGACAAACCAAUUGUAAACAAACCAUACAUAUUAUCUAUGAUAUAUUACAGAGUGUAUAAAUGUGUACAAACAAACUGACAAAGCAUUGUAAACAAACAAUAAGUAUUAUCUAUGAUACAUGUACACUGUAUUACAGAGUGUAUAAAUGUGUGUGCUGCUGAGGCGUGUUUUUCUCUUGCAUAAUGUCCAACUACUGCUGGCUUUGUCCUACAAGAUUGUAUGUUAGUGACAGAUAGUAGAGGAGGUUGUGAAUUCUUAGAUUACCAUAUACAUUAUAUCCUCCAUAAACCUUUUAUUUUUUCUGUUGAGCUUUUGUAUUCAUCAUUCUUAUAACAAGCUUUUUUGUCUUAUUUAUACACCUAUUUUCCCAGUGUUAAUGUUUUUGCCAAGUUACAAUACUAUUUUUAUAUUUACAGUGUAAGCUCAUUCAUUUCUGUCUCAUUUAUUGUGUUCAUUCUAAUCACCAUGCAAUAAUGUUUCCUGUCUAGACUCAUGAAUAUAAUCAUUAAUUUAAUCAAAAUUUUGCUGUAUGAUUAUACAGAAAAACAGAAAGUUGCAGGGUUUGAACUUAAUAAAAUCAUGGUAUAAAUGAAUCCAAUGCAGUAUAUAUUUUUUGUGAAGAAUUUUAUUAUGUUAGAAGGAGGCAUUAAGAAACAAUAUUUUUCAGUAAAUAUGGUGAUGUCCCACUAAAUGAUAUAUAUAUAGCUGCAAACCAUAUGUUCAUGUAACCAUAUUCAAUGAAACAAAGUUGUUUAUUAUUGUAUACCAUACAGCAGGUUUGUUAAGCAGGUAUAAAAUUCAGUUUGCU